Xyrauchen texanus (razorback sucker) is the source of this 4156-nucleotide messenger RNA. It is a transcript of the gene scube2, whose product is annotated as signal peptide, CUB domain, EGF-like 2. The transcript has 23 exons. Gene Ontology annotation, cellular component: cell surface. The coding region runs from base 114 to 3155 and encodes 1013 amino acids. Lineage: Eukaryota; Metazoa; Chordata; Actinopteri; Cypriniformes; Catostomidae. The record is from RefSeq and is a predicted model, not a curated record. Gene Ontology annotation, molecular function: calcium ion binding. Gene Ontology annotation, biological process: signal transduction.
UUGGAGCGCCCACAAGCGCGAAUUGGCAAACUGCGGAUGAAAAUGAGCGGGUCCCUUGUUUUCGAGUAAACGCGUCUUUUUUUAGUUCGACUCUCAACUCUGAAUUGAUCAGUAUGGGAGCUGUUUGUGCAGCACGGCUCUGUUUGUUUUUGCUCUUGUUAAAUACUCGCAAAAGCGCCGCACUUCCACACAGUACUGAUUCAGAUCAUUGCGAAAAGAGAAGCGAUGCCUGUCACAUUGACGCUAUUUGUCAAAACACCCCAACUUCAUUCAAGUGUACGUGUAAAACAGGGUUUAAAGGAGACGGGAAACACUGCGAAGACAUUGAUGAAUGUGAUCUGGAAUACAAUGGUGGCUGUGUACACGAAUGUAACAACAUACCUGGCAAUUAUCGCUGCGCUUGCCUUGAUGGGUUUCAUUUGGAACAUGAUGGACACAACUGUCUUGAUGUGGAUGAGUGUGUCUUCAACAAUGGUGGCUGUCAGCAUAUAUGUGUCAACUCCAUGGGAAGCUAUGAGUGCCGGUGCAAGGAAGGCUUUUUCCUGAGUGACAAUCAACACACAUGCAUCCAUCGCUCCGUGGGAGGCCUGAGCUGCAUGAAUAAAGAACAUGGUUGUGCUCACAUCUGUAAGGAAACACCCAAAGGUGGCAUCGCCUGUGAGUGCCGGCCAGGCUUUGAGCUGGCCAAGAACCAGCGAUGCUGCAUCUUGACAUGUAACCAUGGCAACGGGGGCUGCCAGCACAUCUGUGAGGAUACAGAGCAGGGGCCCAUCUGCAGGUGUCACAUCAGGUACACGCUGCACGUCGAUGGCAGAACCUGUGUAGAAAGGGAUGAAACAGCCCCCACCACCCCUGACCACAAUGCCACGUUCUUGGCCGAGGUAGACAAACGAGUCAAGCGUCGACUGCUCAUGGAGACAUGUGCACUGAAUAAUGGAGGCUGUGACAGCACCUGCAAGGACACAUCUACAGGUGUUCGCUGCAGCUGCCCGGUGGGAUUUACUCUCCAACCGGAUGGCAAGUCCUGCAAAGACAUUGACGAGUGUGAACUCUAUAACGGUGGCUGUGAACACUACUGCAGGAACACCAUUGGCAGCUUUGAGUGUAGCUGUCGGAAGGGCUUCAAGCUGCUAACAGACGAGCGUUCAUGCCAGGAUAUUGAUGAGUGCUAUUUCAAGAGGAUGUGUGACCACAGUUGUGUGAACUCACCUGGUAGCUUCCAGUGUUUGUGCAACAAGGGCUUCAUUCUAUAUGGGCUUGCCCAUUGUGGAGAUAUAAACGAAUGUAGUUUGAACAACGGAGGAUGUGAACACACUUGUGAGAACACCAUGGGAAGUUUUGAGUGCCACUGUCAUGCUGGUUAUAAACUGCACUGGAACAAGAAAGACUGCAUCGAAGCAGAGGACUCUCCCCUAGUGCCUCCACCUGCCAGACCCACUCUGAACUGCAGUAAGCAGGGAGGGGGUGAGCAUUGCUACCUGAUCUGCCAGUCUCAGGUUCAAUUCAGCAAUGGGGCUGAAGAUUCAUACACAGUGACUUGUGGCAUGCCCCUACCCUGCUUUGCUGGAGGACAAUGGAACUACAAUGGGUCAUAUUGUCCAGGUUCAGGAAUUAAAACCAUCGCAACCUUUAAAUCUGGACAGGGGAAAUGUAAUCUGAAGCGCAGUCAUGAAACUCUCGCACAGAGCUUCAAAACAGCACUUUCAGAUAAAAGAUCCACAGAGAAUGUCCAGUUCAGCUUUGUUAGCCUGCACUGUACCUCUUCAAGCAGACAGCUGCGCAGUCGUCAUGGGCGGAAAGCUACCGAGGAGGAGGGAUCCUCCAUCACUGCCCAGUUUGAGCUGGAUUUCAACCUGGAGGAGGUAACAGCAGAGGGCUGUGACCUGGCAUGUGUUCGGCGACGCUAUGAAAAGCGACUUAAGAAGACUAUCCGCACUCUUCGAAAGUCUAUUAACCGGGAGCAGUUCCAUCUUCACUUUGCUGGGUCGGAGUACGAGCUAGCCAAGAAAUUUGUCCGACCCGCUGACCCACCUGAGUACUGCGGCACCGGACAGGUUCUGCUGGACAAGAAAUGUGUGAAAUGCAGCGUUGGGACAUACUACAAUGGAGAACAGGGAAGAUGUUUUCUUUGCCCGCCUGGGACGUACCAAGAUAAAGAAGGGCAGGUGUCAUGCAAUGUUUGCUCAGGUCCCGAGGGCAGGGGAAUCCCAAGAACCGCGGGAGCACGAAAUAUCUCGGAGUGUGGAGUUCAGUGCCAACCUGGUCAGUUCUCCCAUGACGGCUUUGUCCCGUGUCUGCCCUGCCCACAAGGCACCUAUCAGCCUGAGGUUGGACGCACAUCCUGUUUCCUAUGUGGAGGAAGCCUCACAACUAAAUAUGAUAGUGCUGUGUCAUUCAAGGAUUGCGAGACUAAAGUUCAGUGCUCCCCAGGACAUUACUACAACACUAACACCCAUCGCUGUAUCCGUUGCCCCAUUGGAACAUAUCAGAAGGAAUUUGGCCAAAACUACUGCAUUGCCUGCCCUGGAAACACUAGCACCGAUUUUGAUGGAUCCACAAACAUUAUGCAGUGCAAAAACCGGCACUGUGGAGGAGAGCUGGGAGAAUUCACUGGUUAUAUUGAAUCUCCCAACUACCCCGGCAACUACCCAGCCAAUGUCGAGUGCACCUGGAUAAUCAACCCUCCUCCCAAGCGGAGAAUCCUUGUUGUGGUACCUGAGAUCUACCUUCCCAUUGAAGACGAGUGUGGGGAUUACUUAGUGAUGCGGAAGAGUUCUCUACCUGAUUCAGUGACGACCUAUGAGACAUGCCAAACAUAUGAGCGGCCUAUCGCCUUCACCUCCCGUUCCAAGAAACUCUGGAUCCAUUUCCGGUCCAGCGAAGGAAACAGUGGAAAGGGCUUCCAAGUUCCUUAUGUCACCUAUGAUGAGGACUACCAGGAGCUAAUUGAAGACAUUGUUAGGGAUGGAAGAUUAUAUGCCUCUGAGAAUCAUCAAGACAUUUUGAAGGACAAGAAGCUCAUGAAGGCUUUAUUUGAUGUCCUUGCCCAUCCACAAAACUUCUUCAACUACACUGCACAAGAGUCCAGAGAAAUGUUUCCCAAAUCAUUUAUCAAAUUCCUCCGCUCCAAAGUUUUGAGAUUUCUUCGCCCCUAAAUUUUGGUAAAGAAUCUUUAUUGAAAGAAUAUUUGGCGCUUCAUUAAAACUUUACUAACCUGGGACAAAUAUACCUGAAUGUUCUUAGUGGCCUGGCUGCAUACUCUUUCUGGAUUAAAGACUUUCUUUUGGUCCUGACGAGAUGAGAGCUCAUGAGUAAUGAGAGCACAGACAUUACUUUGUACAUCAUUGGGAGGUUUUUCUUCUGAAGAAAAUGAACUCUACUUCCAGUGAAUAGAUAGCUAGCUGCUCUUACAGCUGCAAAAUCGAGCACACUUCUUAACUACCUCUGAAGACAAAGGCCCUGCCUUAUUUAUUCUUUUAUAGACCAGAAGUCACUGUGUUGGCCAAAUUUGUUAAUUACUUCCUGUUAAGAACAAAAUUAAGAGGCAUUUAAUAAGAAGAGCAACUGAAUUACUGGGUAUACAGUAUAUUGGCGAUUCUAAGAUAUCUGUCAUCUUUUGUAAAAUAUGUUGAUUAACAUAUUUUCAAAACUUUAAAGCACUACUAAGGACGUAGUGGAAGUUAAAGCAGUUAAAGUUAUUUUUGCGAGUUUUAUUGUGUUGUAAUUUAUGUAAAAAAAUAGGAUCAGGUCAUGUUACUGUAUUUUAUUUUUUUGCAUUGUAGCCUUCUUCAUACAAGACAUACUGUACAUGGCUUUGUAUUCUUCAUUUGUCCGCAGUAUGAAUCUUAGACAGUAUUUUCAGUGGCACUGGUCAGGUACAACGAUACUUUUUGCUUUAUCAGUUAUUUCUCUUCAUUCACUACAACACAUAUGUUCAAAUUUAUCAUAUAGUCAGAUUUUUGUUUACUUUUAAGAUGUCGUAAUGUAUUAUGAGACUUAAGAAUUGCAUUGGUUUUCAGGUAAAGACGCCUCCAUCACCCAGACAGUUUUUUAUAAUUAUUAUUAAAAUGCUCUUGAUGUAGGAUUGAUUACCCAUUGUUGAUGACAUGCAGAGUAAAUUAAAUUAUAUUUUUAUGUUUGUACAUCUAACAUAUAA